Messenger RNA from Strongylus vulgaris, 705 nucleotides. Lineage: Eukaryota; Metazoa; Nematoda; Chromadorea; Rhabditida; Strongylidae. The record is from the annotation of a GenBank genome assembly.
AUGACCUCCAGAUUUUGCAUUACGCUGCACUGCUACACUCACAGUUUAUACAGUCUAUUAUUUUCAUUCGUUUAUCGCUACUACAUUUUAUUUCACCCAUCACCGCGAACUCGCAGUAUUGUUAUAGCGAUCAUUGCAAUCUAUGUACCGUCCUUCAUGCAACUCAUGAUGUCAUGGUUUGCAAGGAGUCCGGAAGAUGAGCUGAGAAAAAAACUAAGUCAAACUUCAAGCUACGAUAUCAGAAGGGAGAUUGUCAGUGGAGUCGUGGAUAUUUUCGACUGGAAGACUCUUUUUGUUCUUUUGCAUCAUUGUGUUCCUGUAACCCCCAUUUAUGUAGUUAUCCUGUUACUAAGAAGAAGAAUCACUGCAAAACUACAAACCAAUAUAACAAUGUCGGAAAAAACUUGCCGAAUGCAUUCACAGCUUCUCAAGGCAAUCACCUACCAAGCCUGCUUGCCACUUUUUUUCCUCUACUCAUUAAUGGCAUAUUUAUUUCUGCAGUUUGGGAUUUCCAAUCAUCCACUACUCGAGUACACUAUAUAUAUCGUCAUGAAUUUUAUCCCAUCAAUCAACCCUUUAAUAUCUCUUUACUUCGUCACACCAUAUCGAGUUUGGUUGACUAAGAGGUUGCUGAGACGAACCCGGGUUGCCUCUAUCAUCACUAUAACCCAGGAACAAAUUACUAAUGAGCUGGAAAGGCACUGA